AUGGUGCCCCAGAAGGGCCACGCCCAACAGACCGCCCUCGCACCCUCCGCACCCGCCGCCCCCGGUGUCCACGACACCCUGCGCUCAAACCAAUCCCUCAACACACCCCACAACGCCUCACCAGCCUUCAGCGCCGUCGCCUCUUCACACCCUCUGGAAGCCCGCCUCAGCAACUGGCGCUCCACCCAAGAUUCUCUCAAGAUGACCAUGCUGCGUCGCGAAUUUGGCGUCGGCGAGCCCGUCCGUCGCGGUAUGGAGGUUAAGAUUUGUCAGGAGGGGGAGUGGAGGCCUGCUGUGCUCGGAUACAAGGGUGAGGGUGUUCACGAGCAGAUCUUGAGCGGAAGAGAUGCUAGUGUCGAUUGGGAGGAUGUGUUUAAUGGCAACGAGACACAGAAUGCGCCCGACUUCCACUCGGAGAUGGAGAACAAGCUUAAGAUGAACUGGUAG
This is a messenger RNA of Aureobasidium pullulans EXF-150, 447 nucleotides long. Its product is annotated as proteasome maturation factor UMP1. The transcript has 2 exons. Bases 1 to 447 code for a protein of 148 amino acids. The record is from RefSeq and is a predicted model, not a curated record. Gene Ontology annotation, biological process: proteasome assembly. Lineage: Eukaryota; Fungi; Ascomycota; Dothideomycetes; Dothideales; Saccotheciaceae. Gene Ontology annotation, cellular component: nucleus; cytoplasm.